Ceraceosorus bombacis is the source of this 2410-nucleotide messenger RNA. Lineage: Eukaryota; Fungi; Basidiomycota; Exobasidiomycetes; Ceraceosorales; Ceraceosoraceae. The record is from the annotation of a GenBank genome assembly.
AUGUCACGCAUCACUCGUCGCAGACCUGUGGGCAAGGUCGAGGGAGGAGCGGAUUCUGGCUUCGCCGAACCUCUGCCCCCAGCAUCAGCGGGGUACGCACCUUACGAUCACGACCAGCUCGACCCCAACCUUGGCGGAGCGGACUACCCGCACAACGCUGGCGGAUAUGGAGCUCCUCCGGGUGAAUACAGCAGCAAUGGCGCCAGCCAUCUGCCAGGCCACUCCUUUUCCGACGCUAGUGUGGCCCAGCGCGGGCACACCUCGCCAGACGAUGAAAACUCACACGCUGGCUACUACGGCUCUAAUUCGUACGAUGGAUCUCGAGGUCAACAUUUGCCUCCUUUAGCACAAGCGCUCGACGGCAGUGCACACGACGGAACUACUCGCUACCAGGGCAAUGGAAGUCAUGCAGGGGGCAGCUAUGAUGCUGAGCCUACUUCAUUUGAUUCGCACAUCAUGAAUCCCAGCGAUGGCAGCGCGGCUACGAUCAGUGCCUCCCAUGACUAUAGCAAUGGUCACGGCUCAGCUGUCCAUCACACCUCGAGCCAAUAUCAAUCUGGCCCUGCCUCGAGUGCUGGGGUGAUGACCCCUCCGCCUCCUGGAUCCUCACAUGGCGGAUCUACUCACGGUUAUUAUCAACAGCCUCCGGCUCACAUGCUCCACCGGGCAUCCAUCUCGGGCCCCGUCAUGUCUCAUCACUACUCGCAUGCCGCUCCCACUGCCGCUGCUCCAGUCAGCGGAUCCGCAAGCUUUUCCAGUAUGGGCGCCCCGCCGCACGCGGGUGAUAUGGCCGCGUGGGGCAACGCGAGCGGAUCUGCCCGCCCUCAUACCGCCGACGGCAUGUUUGGUGGACCUUUCGGCCUGGGACCACAGGGAUGGACUGGGGCGAUCCCUUGUAAGUCACUCUUUCUCUGCAACGCGUGUGCAUCGAUGACGCAUGCUGAUCCUCCACCUCCGGCCCCAGCCAACUACAACCGCGGUCCGCGCGCGUCCAUCAGCUCCGUCUCAUCCAUGAACGAAGGCUCGCCCACGAGCGGCGGCGGAAAAAUCUUUUCGUACAUGGUUGGCGGCGAUGAGAGCGCGGGAGGUCCAGGUGGCCAUGGCAGCAAUCACAAGAAGCGCCCCCGUAGGAGAUAUGAUGAGAUUGAGCGUCUUUACAAUUGCAGCUUCCCUGGAUGUGCCAAGAGCUACGGAACCCUGAAUCAUCUCAACGCUCAUGUGGCGAUGCAAAAGCACGGCGCCAAGCGCACCCCAGGAGGUGAGUACCUAGUCAGAGGUUAAGAAGGGAGGCCGUCUCAAAAGUUUGAUCCCGACAUCGUCUUUUCCCGCCCGCAGAGUUCAAAGAGAUGCGCAAAGCGUGGAGGAAAGGGAAGCGUGAGGAAGAGUCACGUCGUCAAGCCGCAGUCCCCACUCACGGCGACGAUUUACUGCGCAGCGGAGUUCCUUCUGCUGGCUUUUCCGGCGCUCCAGGAUCUAUGCAGCAUGUCUACCCGUCGGGAAGCGGCUUGGCCUACCAAGGUGCACCAGGCGGCUCUUCCAUGGGCAGCAUCAGUGGCCACCAGCCGCGCUACAGCGCACCUCACGCCGGCAGCUCUUUCAUGAGCCCGCCUUCGAACGGAGCUGUGAGCGGUGCACCUUAUGCGGCUCAGUCUGCCCCUUUAGAUCCGAGCGGAAGACCCUACAGCAGCGCUGGAACAGCAGUGCACCACCAACAGCAGCAUCAACAUGGCCAUGCUGUCGGUCCUGGACCCCAAGGUGGCUUGGGUGCCUACCUCAUGGCACACCGUGGCAGCAUCUAGCACGCUCCUCAGUCUGAAGCAAAUAUCCUCACCUCGCGUUGCGCUGCGCCUUGAACCUCUCAAUGGAUCGCCUCAGCAGGCUCAGCCUCCUCGCGUAAGCUCCUCUGAAUCCCGCUUUGUUCCGAAGGUGUCCUUGUCCUGCCCAUUUACCGUUUCACGUCCAAAAGACACCUUCAAUCCUUUCCACCAUGCCGCGUUCGCUUGCUGUUUCGACCAGAACCUCGCCGCCCUUUACAGUUCCUGUUCGUGUAUCAUCAUGCUUAUUUGAGGUCUCACCCCUCUUGGAAGACUGUCUUUGCAUCGUACCCAGCAUUCACAAUGCUUGUGACAAGAGAAUAAUCGUGGGAACAGCGCUAUACACGUAUCUAUUUGAGCUCAUACCAUGCUUGCUCGGCGCGACAGCCCGCAUGACGCUACUUCCAGCCGGGCAAGCCUCGCCUCAGAAACACUAACGCUAGCUUACAAACAAGUGACAGUAGCGCAGCGGCCGGGCCAUCACUGAGCGCGUUGCAUUGAGACCUGGCACAGGCACAAGCUUCUUCAACUAUGCACUUCUGUCCAUCUGUUUCGAAAAGUUGGAGCGUGAUCGCAAUACUCAUGGACUGGACUGA